Solanum dulcamara is the source of this 1767-nucleotide messenger RNA. Its product is annotated as zeatin O-xylosyltransferase-like. Gene Ontology annotation, molecular function: UDP-glycosyltransferase activity. Lineage: Eukaryota; Viridiplantae; Streptophyta; Magnoliopsida; Solanales; Solanaceae. The record is from RefSeq and is a predicted model, not a curated record. The transcript has a single exon. The coding region runs from base 145 to 1554 and encodes 469 amino acids.
GGCCAAACGCCUAUUUAAUAACUCCUUUUUGUUUGCUUAGUCUCUCUCUCAUUCUCGCCCUCAUCCCAUACUCUCUGGUCAGCAUUUGCUUGAGAAAACCUUAUCAGCAUUUCCACAUCCAAAAAAAAAAAACAAAUCUUUUCAAUGGAUAACAAUCUGAAUCUUGCAAACUUGAAACAACAAUUAGGUGAUGAAGUUGUUGUAGUCAUGGUUCCAUUCCAAACUCAAACCCAUCUUGACCCUUUUCUCCAAUUUGCCUGUUUAAUCGCUUCUUAUGGUCUCUCUGUUCACUAUCUCAGCCUACCCAAUUACAAUAAUGACACCAGGAGUCGUGCCACAGCGUUAAAUCCUUCCGAUUUAGUCAAAAUUCAUUUUCAUGACCUCCAAAUGACUACUACUCCGCUCGACCCUGAUAUCCCGAGCGAAGUACCUAAACACUUCCACUUAAUGUGGAAUGUUUGCAUGCGUCUUCGCGAGUCCACUACUUCCUUCUUACGUGAUAUUUCGUCUAAAUCAACAAGAGUUGUGAUGAUUCAUGAUUGUCUAAUGUCUUAUAAUGUUCAGGAUAUUUCAUCUUUCCAUAAUGCAGAGUCAUAUAUCUUUAAUCCUGUAAUUUCGGCGUUUGGUAUGUAUUGUGAUCACAUAUUCCCUAUUGUGGGAUUGCCUAUCCCGCUUGAACAACAACUACUUCAAAGGCUACCAUCCUCUGAAGGAUGGUAUUGCGAUGAAAUCAUGCGGAUAUCAUCUUUUCUAGUUCAGUUUAUAGGGAAUAGCUCCGCCGGUGACAUCAAUAAUACAAGCAAAGUUAUGGAAGGUACUAAUACUUUUAUUGACUUGCUUGGAAUUGGACAAAACAAGAAGCAAUGGGCAGUAGGACCGGUUCUCCGGCCUAUUAAGAAAGAAAAAAACAGAUUCCCCUGUUUGGAUUGGUUGGACAAACAACCUCCAAAAUCAGUUCUUUUCGUAUCUUAUGAAAUAUUGAUUUCAUUUUCUGAUGAACAAAUCAAGGAGCUCGCCAUGGGUUUAGAGCUUAGCAAACAAAAGUUCAUAUGGUUGUUGAACGAGCCUGAUAAUGGAGAUAUUUAUAUGAAGGAAGACCCUUAUAGAAAAUUUGAGUUUCAUGCAGGGUUUGAGGAAAGAUUAAAUGGAAUCGGGUUACUGCUAAGAGAUUGGGCACCACAGACAGAAAUCUUGGCUCAUUCAUCUAUUGGCGGGUUCUUGAGUGCGUGUGACUGGACUGCUUGUGUAGAGACCAUUACUUUGGGAGUCCCAAUAAUUGCUUGGCCUACACACUCUGACCACCCCAAAAAUGGUUUUUUGUUGACGGAAAUAUUGAAAACAGGCCUCAUCAUUAAGGAGUGGGACCAGAAACGCGACGAGGUGGUCACUGCAUCCACCGUUGAUAAUGUCGUGAGGAAGUUAAUGGCAUCGGAAGAAGGAGACGAGAUUAGGAAAAGAGCAAAAGAACUGGGAGAAACCGUGAGGCAGUCCACAGAGAAAGGGGGUGUUUCUCGAAUGGAAUUGGAUUCAUUUAUCGAGCAUAUCACUAGAUAGAAAGAUAUGCUUAAUGUUCUUUCAAACAUGUUGAAUUAUCUGUUGUUAGCUCAAUGUACUACUAUUUUGAGUGAGCUUGUAGAAUAAGUAUAGACAUUGUAUGAAUAAUGUGGCAGAAUACAUGUCUUCCCUUUGUAAUAAAAAAAAAAAUUGGUGUUUCAUGUAGCAUAACAUGAAUAUUAUAUGCUAAUAUUUUUAUCUUUUUAUGUAUAA